This is a messenger RNA of Penicillium canescens, 3789 nucleotides long. RefSeq lists its product as uncharacterized. Bases 1 to 3789 code for a protein of 1262 amino acids. The record is from RefSeq and is a predicted model, not a curated record. The transcript is spliced from 4 exons. NCBI's taxonomy places the organism in Eukaryota, Fungi, Ascomycota, Eurotiomycetes, Eurotiales, Aspergillaceae.
AUGGACGCCUACCCCGAAGACUACGUCAACCACAAUCUGCCUUUUGUCCUGCUUUCAGGGCUAGAGGCUGACACCGAAGAUGCAUCGGAGACAUCAUCGAGCUAUCCUCUGUUGUUGGAGAAGGGAACACAUAUCUUCUCCGACUUCCCACCGUUGAGCGGGGCUGUUGCGGAGGAGCUGCGGAGCUUACUCCUGGAGGAAGAUUGCUCUCAGAUGCCAUGGAAAUCCAGGGUCAACUUGAGCGGGAAUACAACUACCUCGAAUAUUGGUUAUCGAGUCAAGAGCUCUGGCCGGUCAUGCAGACUACCUCCACGAAAAGCAGACCCUCCUAUCCCCUCACCACCAGCUAGUCCGAACGUAGACAAAAACAAUGACUCGGAUUCUGGCCCACAAUUUGUCCUUCACUCCCCGAUAUCACCUCUGUCGCCGGGUUCUCCCACGUUCCCAGAUGGCUUGCUUACUCCAUUAUGGGUGACAAAACACCAGGGCCUAGUUCCUGCUGCAGUGAUCAAUUUCUUUCCUUUAUCAUUGGAUCCGAACAUGAACUCUUUACGCGAUAAUCAGCUCAAGAUCGAGAUCAACAGCCUGAAGAAAGACUGGCAAUCCUCCGGUUAUAAGACGCGAUUUGUGGUAAUCCUGAUAUCAGAAGAUGGAGAAGAGGGUGGUUACGAGGGUGAAAUCGAUGAUCGUAUUGCAGGGAUUCGGCGGGCAACAAAUCUUGACCCUAGGUCGAUCCUUGUGAUUCCACCAGAUGCAACCACCUCAGAACUACAUGAUUUUGUGAAAUCCCUUUUCUCUCUUUUGCAGCCAUCGGUCGUUGAAUAUUAUCGCGAUCUAUCCAAACAUGCUAGGCGCAAGCGGAACAGAGGCACUAUUCCUCCUCCAACAGCACCACCGACAAGUGGCACUUCCCAGACCUUGUCAUCUCAAGGCUGGAAUGUGCGAUAUGAGUUCAAACUUGGAAUUUUUGCCGAAUUCCGCCAAGAAAUGGAUGCAGCUUGUCGUAAUUACGAGAGUGCCUACGACACCCUGUUUGGGGAGGAGGUGUUUGAAAUUAUUGCAGGAUGGAAUCCUCGAUUCAAUGAUGCUCGCCUCUUGGCCGAUGCUCUUGCAAUCCGAAUCAUUCGCUGCCUGCUGUGGACCAGUCAGACAACUGCUGCAGUCCGAUUCUGGGUUGACCACAGGAUCCGUGUGAAAGACAUUGUCAACCGCAGAGGCAAGGGGAGCAAGAACUAUGGAUGGGAGGCCUGGGAGGCACGCUGGUCGAUGGUGAUGGCACAACUCAUCCGCCGUGCGGAGAUUUCGUCCAUCUCUAGUGAGAUUUCUCCUGAACAUCCCGGAGAACUGUAUACAUUACCCGAGAAAUCAAUUCCAACCGGGGAACGAGUUACUCCUUGGGAAAACAUGCACCAUGAGGGCUAUUGGCUCCACCGCUCAGCAAAGCAUACAAUGGUUCGACGAUCACUUGCCCAAGAAAUCCCUUCCGAGGAUCGGCUAUCUCCUGGGCUGUCACCCGCCUCCCAACUCGCCAACAAGUCCUAUCUAUACGAUACAUAUCUUGUCCCUGAGACUCACCUUGAAGCACCGCAAGAAGGACGAACUGGCUUCGACCAUUCUGCACUAAUACUGAGCACGUUGAAAGCCGCACUUGAGGAAUUCUCAAAACGCCAUCAAACGCGGAAGGUUGAGAGUCUAAGCCUUGAGGCUGCCGAGGAAUACAUGCGGAUUGGCUCAUGGUCUGAAGCACAUGCUAUUCUUCAACCCCUGUGGUCGACUCUCAGCUGGCGCCGCUCUGGAUGGUGGCAUCUGAUGGUCAAUUUUGGAUGGGCACUCAGAGAGUGUGCCCUAAGAGUGCAGGAUAGUGAAACAGUAUUGCGAGUGGACUGGGAGCUGCUCAACAAGACUUUCCAACCGAGACCUGCUUGGCAUUAUGAUAUCCACAGGAGCCUCGAAAGUCUCCCCUCAGAGAAACCAAAACCAUCCCUUGUACUUCGUGCAGAGGAUGUCAUGACAAGCUUGACUGCUUCGUUGGUUUUUGAGAAAUCUGAUGGCAAUGUUGGCGAGCCUUUACAGGCUCAACUUGCAAUUAAAUAUUAUGCCCACGAGUCAUCUGCCCCGAUCCGUCUAUCAGAGAUCAAACUGGUCUUCGAAGGAUGUCUUCGUCCAAUAAAGAUUCAAUCAGACCAGAACCAAAAUGCUGACACGACAACCCCGUCAUCCAUCGCAUCUCUUCCGCUGCGUGAGCCGAGUAACCUGUCAGACACUACGAUCCUAUCUCCGACUGGUGGGUUGCCGACGUUGGUUGGUAUAGCAGACCUGACUCUUGGGCCUUCCCAAACAAAGAUCUUCAACCUCACCUGCAUUCCUCGCGAAGCCGGUGAAGCCAGGGUCGCUUCAAUUACCAUGUCGAUCGAAGAGGAGAAAUUCGAUCUUGCAUAUGCAAUUACAGACCAAAACCAGCACGAGUCCUGGUGGUGGCAGCAAACCGGGAAGGGCGUGACACGCCGCAGAGUGGGUAAGGAUCGGGAUACUGGCAGGUGCAAGGUCAUGCCUAAGCCACCAAAGAUCCGCCUCACAACUCCUAAUCUGAAGGAAACCUAUUACACCAAUGAACGGGUGGCACUUCAGAUUGGUAUACACAAUGAAGAGGAAGAAGCGGCCGAUGUGUCGGCUGAGAUCAGACUCUUGGGUAGCCCCGAAUCUACUACACAGAUUCUGUGGCUCGAUGGCGUCAGCAACCCUGAACCUCUCGACUCGGGCGGCAGCACCCCCAUAGAAGGACCAUCUCAUUUCCUCAAGCGGUCAGUGGGGGUUGUGGAGCGCUCCUCUGAUAAGAACCUUACAAUUGUGCUGGCCGACACUCAUGACGCUACGAAUUUCACAUUGGAGAUUUCAGCUGUUUAUCAUUUGGUGUCUGAUAUUCAGACGCCAAUAAUGAAGAACAUUACCGUGGAGCUAUCAUUCAUUCGACCGUUCGAAGCAAACUAUGAAUACAUGCCUCGCGUUCAUCCUCAACCAUGGCCCAACUUCUUCGCUGUUGGCGACGACCUGCUUAAGAAUAACGCUGCAUCAACCCCCGGAGGAUUGCUGCAGAAGUGGUGUCUCAAUUCCAAGGUUGUAUCGUUUGCAUUGGAACCACUCGUAAUCGAGAAGAUGUCUCUACUUCUUCUCGAGGUUAACGGAGGAGCUGUUUGCAAGGUUGACCCGGAAGAGCUUGUCAGCCCGACAGCGCCUUACCUUGGACCCGAAGAACUACGAGAAUCAAACUUCUGCCUCGAUGUUCAGAAACUCAUCCUCGGAGAUCGUCGACCUACCGCGCUCAACUGCGCAUUGGAAAUUAGUUGGCGCCGGCAAUCAUCCGAGUCUGCAGCUUCACCUGACGUGGAGAAAGCAGCCACAACCUCUGUUCUUGACAUCCCCCGAUUUGUCGUCCCGAUGGGAGAGCCUCGAGUGCUUGCGUCGGCUACUCCAUCAAGCAGUAUGUCCGGGCUGAUUCAUCUGGAAUACACCCUUGAGAACCCAUCCGCCCAUUUCCUCACCUUCAAUUUGGUGAUGGAAGCCAGCGAGCAUUUUGCCUUUAGCGGACCGAAGACCAUGGUUGUCCAGCUCAUGCCGUUGAGUCGUCACACAGUGCGAUUCAAUCUGUUUGCUGCCAAACGUGGCUUAUGGAUUCAACCGCAAUUGGUGGUUAUUGAUACCUACUUCAACAAAACGCUUCGGGUCCUUCCAACAGGGGACAUGCGGUCUGACAAGAAAGGUGUCUUGGUAUGGGUUGACGCGGAUGACUGA